Molecule: messenger RNA, 620 nt
Organism: Myzus persicae (green peach aphid)
Lineage: Eukaryota; Metazoa; Arthropoda; Insecta; Hemiptera; Aphididae
Gene: RpS18
Product: 40S ribosomal protein S18
Exons: 5
Coding region: 133-591 (152 amino acids)
Biological process (GO): translation
Cellular component (GO): small ribosomal subunit; cytosol; ribosome
Molecular function (GO): RNA binding; structural constituent of ribosome
Source: RefSeq, a predicted model, not a curated record
UGAUCUGAAUUAUCCGAUAACCCCCUCCUCAAACCCUGUCCACCUUGUAGCGUUUCAUGUCGUUCACCGAAAACUGUGGUUAUAAACUAUAAUCUUUUUUCGCCCGUGCUUGUUGACGACAACAUUACCAAAAUGUCUUUGGUCAUCCCUGAGAAGUUCCAGCACAUUUUGCGUAUCCUCAGUACCAACAUCGAUGGCAAACGUAAAGUCAUGUUCGCCAUGACCGCCAUCAAGGGUAUCGGUAGACGGUUUUCCAACAUUGUGUUGAAAAAGGCCGACGUCGACCUGAAUAAAAGAGCUGGAGAAUGUACCGACGAAGAGGUUGAAAAAAUUAUCACAAUUAUGCAAAAUCCCCGUCAAUACAAAAUUCCAGAUUGGUUUUUGAACAGACAAAAGGAUGUUGUUGAUGGAAAAUUCUCUCAACUUACCUCCAGUUCCCUUGACAGUAAAUUGCGUGAAGAUUUGGAAAGGUUGAAGAAAAUAAAGGCUCACCGUGGUCUCCGUCAUUACUGGGGUUUGAGAGUACGUGGUCAACAUACCAAAACUACAGGACGUAGAGGAAGAACUGUUGGUGUAUCUAAGAAGAAAUAAGUUAAUAAAAGUGAUAAUUUUUAUUCAAA